Magallana angulata is the source of this 1758-nucleotide messenger RNA. RefSeq lists its product as uncharacterized. Bases 489 to 1238 code for a protein of 249 amino acids. NCBI's taxonomy places the organism in Eukaryota, Metazoa, Mollusca, Bivalvia, Ostreida, Ostreidae. The record is from RefSeq and is a predicted model, not a curated record. The transcript has 7 exons.
ACGAGAUCGACCAAUCAUUUAACGCAAAAGCUAUGACGCUUUUCGAUACAAUUAAAGAGCAUUGAUUAUUGAAUUAUCGUAUAAACUCAGGGAGAUAAAACGCCCUGGCUUUACGCAAGUUUUUAGAAGAGUUGCAGUCGAUGCAGUUAUUCAUAAUCUUAAUGUGGUUGAAAAUUAGAGGGCUCCUUUUCAACUUCAAGGUUGUUUACUUUUAUAACUUCCUUCCGUUUUUUAGGCAUCAUCUGGGUAUAUCCCAGUUGUGCCGUUGAUCAUUUGUUGUUCAAAUCGCCAUGGAGUAGAAAAUCACCCAGAAGAUUAUAAUAGCCUGAAAAGUUCGAUCCCCGUACGAGAUUUAUGGCUUUAUUAGUUCUAGGCAUACUUUUAGAAGCUUAGUUUGAUCUUCUUCAUUUAAAACUGGAAGAAACAAGUGAAGGUUUGUCUGUUGAACCUCUGCCUUUUUUUGCACGGAUAGGUGCAUAGCAAAUGACAUGGCGUCUGUGAAAUGGCUGCAGUGGAUUUUCUUGGAAUUCUUCAGUUUUACGAUGUGUUUAGCCAAAUACUUUACCCUGGUUCUCCCCCAUGCCGACAAAAGCAGCACAGUAAUUCCCAUAGGAGUCCUAACAUCACAGACCAAACUUCAUUGCGCCACUCUGUGUGACCUGGUGCCGUCCUGUUAUAGUUUCACGUACUCCAUAGACUCUUUGGCAGACAAUUGUCGUCUGCUUCCAUCUACCGCCAAAUCGUCGACCUUUACAGUAUCGGCUGCUGGAAACAAGCAUUAUGAGAGAAAAGUUGAUUGCGGUGCGUGUAGUACAGCAAACUACACUUUGGCGAUGACGAAUACCUUCAGCUGUCAGUUACAGCAGGAGACGCCUCACCCAAGUGGAUGGGUGAAGAGUGACUUUAUUGAGUCUGGUAUUGUCCUCAACGGAAAUAACCAAGACCACGUGGCGACAUCUAGUGGCUGUAACACAAACCCUAUUUACCAGUGUUUACAAUUUGGUUGGUAUGGAACUGGUCCCUUGACUUUGACAGUUUCUGGGGGGUCAGGUGUGUGGCCCACAACCUAUUUCAGCAAGUCUGCUGAGGAAGGUCAAUAUUUACAAGAACUAGUCAAAUUAGACAUUGGACCGCAGGACAGCACUGUGAUUCGGUUUAUUGGACACAAGAACACCCCUAGUUCCCUCGGUCUCUUCUUUAUAAGAAUGACCAACUGUCCAUGCUCAUGCGUAACGUAAAAAAACAACCACUUUUUGUUUUACUUGUACUGUUAACUUGGCGUUAUCAUCAAAGUGACUAAGCAAUAUUAUCUACAGUAUAAAAUGUAUUAUAUAUGCUUAAGGACCUAAUUUAAUGAAUACAAUUCUAAAAUUUGUAUCUGAAAAUACAUGUAUACAGACAUCAUGGAAAAAUAAAUAAAAAUAUUGAGUUAUGAUAUGAAAAAUAGAUGCAAAAAAAAAAAUCUGUGUUAUUAGCAAUAGCGAUGUAUGCAAAUGCUUAGAAGGAAACAUAUUUGUUUUAACAAUUAAUAUCAUGCUGUAUAAUCGCUGUUGUAGAUAUCUUAAUUUUUAAUAUUAAUUGAAAUAAAAAGUGAGAACUCUACCUUUACUGAAAUAACAUUAUUCGAUGCAGCAGAAGGAACAAAUCUACAAAAAAGUGAAUAAAUGUUAUGUACAAUUCUUAUUGCUUUAUUACAUUGCGUUUUUGCUUAUCAUGAUCACAUUAGAGACAUUGUCAGAAGUCAAUACGCGCUUUAAG